AUGAUAGGAGCAUAGGACAAAAGUCCUUGAUAGAAGAGAGAGAGAGAGCGAGAAAGAGAGAGAAAGAUGGUUGGUGUUUUUGUAGUCUUGCCUUUCUAACAUUUUAGCCAUCUUAAUUUACAGUGAGUGAGCAAAACGGAGAGAGAAAGAGAGGUAAAGAAACUCAAAAACGCAACUAUGUUCGAUGGAGUCCCAGCUGAGCAAUUGCACCAAUUCAUAGCAGCCUCAAGAACUUCACUCCCUCUCCCUCUUCCCAAUAUUCCUCUCUCUUCCUUCCCUAAUCUCCAACCCUUCGAUCAUCAUCAUCAUCAUCAUAACUACAACAUCAUCAACCCUCCUCCCCCAACACCUCAAGAACUUGUGCAGCUUCAGCCACCACCUCACAAUCAGCUUCUGCUUCCGUCCGUAGUACUUCACCGCCGCGCAAAUGAUCAAGAGAAGCAAGAAAACAGCACUACCUUGGUCUUGCCCUCAUCGAAUUUGGAGAUCGAAAGAGAACGAACCGCAUCGAUGCCACCUGAAUUGCCUAGCGAUCCCUGGAGUAACGAUGAGCUGCUUGCACUGCUCCGGAUCAGAUCUACCAUGGAGAAUUGGUUCCCUGAGUUCACUUGGGAACAUGUCUCAAGAAAGCUGGCAGAGGUUGGCUUUAAAAGGAGUGCAGAGAAGUGCAAGGAGAAGUUUGAAGAGGAAAGCAGGUACUUCAACAAUAUCAACUUCAACAAGAACUUCAGGUUUCUUAGUGAGCUUGAGCAGCUCUAUCAACCACCAGUUGAGCCACCUCAAAACGUAGCUGAAGAUCAACCAGAAAAGAAUACCGAAAAAGUAGUAGAAGUUGAAAAGGCAAGUGAAGAACUAGGAAACCAAGAUAAAGGCCAAACAGCUUUGGAUCCUCAAGAGUCACCAAGCAAUGAUCAAACAGUUAGUGAGACACAGGUAGAGAUUGGUAGAGCAAAGAGCAACAACAAGAAGAGGAAGAGGCAGAGGAGAUUUGAAAUGCUGAAAGGUUUCUGUGAAGACAUAGUGAACAAGUUGAUGGCUCAGCAAGAAGAGACUCACAGUAAGCUACUUGAAGACAUGGUGAGGAGAGAUGAAGAGAAGCUUGCAAAGGAAGAAGCUUGGAAGAAGCAAGAGAUGGAUAGGAUGAACAAGGAGCUUGAAACCAUGGCACAUGAACAAGCUGUUGCAGGUGAUAGACAAGCUACAAUUAUUCAGUUCUUGAAGAAAUUCACAUCAUCAGCUAGUACUAGUAGUAGUACUAACCCUAGUAAUGGCCAAAAGGAAAAUGAUCAAGAACCAAUUACAUCAUCCACAAUGGUCCCAUCUGCAAGCAAUGUUCACAAGUCUACUACUACUACUACUUCUUUCCACACCCAAAAUAAUCCAAGCACACCCACUUCACUGACCGAAGCAAUUGCACCCCAAAGCCCUAGUUCAAGCACUCUAAGCAUCAAUCCAAAACUGCCCAUUUCAUCUCCGCCUCCUGAAAACCCUAGCUCCGAUCAUCUCAAAACCCAAAACCCUAGCUCGAACGACAAAGCGCAAGACCUCGGAAAGAGAUGGCCGAGGGACGAAGUCUUGGCUCUGAUCAACCUCCGGUGCAGUCUCUUCAACAAUGGCGAUCAACAAGACAAGGAUAAAGAUGGAGGAGCCGUCAAGGCUCCACUGUGGGAGAGAAUCUCACAAGGGAUGUCAGAGUUGGGUUACAAGAGAAACGCCAAGAGGUGUAAAGAGAAAUGGGAGAAUAUCAAUAAGUACUUUAGGAAAACAAAGGAUGUGAACAAGAAGAGGUCGCUUGACUCGAGGACUUGCCCUUAUUUUCAUCAACUAAGCACUUUGUACAACCAAGGCAUACUCGUACCGCCUUCCGAUCACCAAGCGGCGGCGCCGGAAAAUCGCUCACCGGAGAACCAAUCGUCUCUAGCUGAAGGUGAGAAAAACAAUAUGGUACAGCAAGCUGUACCGGCAGCUUUUGAUUUUGAAUUCUGAUGUUUUGCAUAUUUGUGUGUGCAAUAUUUUCAGUGAUAAUAAUAUGUGAUACCUUUUUCUUUUUA
Messenger RNA from Rosa rugosa (rugosa rose), 2051 nucleotides. Its product is annotated as trihelix transcription factor GTL2-like. The record is from RefSeq and is a predicted model, not a curated record. The transcript has 2 exons. Bases 178 to 1986 code for a protein of 602 amino acids. Lineage: Eukaryota; Viridiplantae; Streptophyta; Magnoliopsida; Rosales; Rosaceae.